Armigeres subalbatus is the source of this 492-nucleotide messenger RNA. RefSeq lists its product as uncharacterized. The coding region runs from base 103 to 441 and encodes 112 amino acids. The record is from RefSeq and is a predicted model, not a curated record. Lineage: Eukaryota; Metazoa; Arthropoda; Insecta; Diptera; Culicidae. The transcript is spliced from 2 exons.
UAGAACGGGGCCGAGUCGAUUAUCGACGUUACGUUCUGGAGCCCUGGCCAAACGAGUAGUUCGAACUGGAGGGUAGAUGAUGGCUCCACUCACAGCGACCACAUGGCGGUUCGCUACAGUAUCGGCUAUACGACCAGCAUUCAGCGGACGGAAGAAGAGGCGUGGCCUAGCCCUCGUAUGUGGAAGACAUCGUACUUCGACGACGAGGUGUUUAAGGAAGCGUUCCGCCGCGAGCACAAUACUCUCGGUCUGAGCGGCGAGCAGCUGGUAACAGUACUCUCGCGUGCAUGCGAUGCCACCAUGCCUAGGAAAGUCCACCCUAGGAAUGGCAGGCCACCGGCUUACUGGUGGACUCAAGUAGGAGGCGGAUGCAGCGAGCACGCACAGAAGAGGAGCGUGUUGAACGAUGGGUGGCGUUCGUGGCUGCUAGAGCCGCUCUGAAGACUGAGAUUAGAUCAAGCAAAAAGCCUGCUUCGAGGGCCUGUAUCAAAG